Opisthorchis viverrini is the source of this 273-nucleotide messenger RNA. RefSeq lists its product as hypothetical. NCBI's taxonomy places the organism in Eukaryota, Metazoa, Platyhelminthes, Trematoda, Opisthorchiida, Opisthorchiidae. The transcript is spliced from 3 exons. The record is from RefSeq and is a predicted model, not a curated record. The annotation marks the transcript as partial.
AUGAUUGGGGCCAACAGCCUUGUCAUCGAACUGGAUCCCGGAAGGUUGGUGCAACUCCAAUGGCAGGAUCCUGCGUUACGGAUGGUCGUACCCGCCUUUUUGAAUUUAACUUCACCAAAUGUAUCAAUAAUUGGAAAUUUUCAUUUAUUCAUUGUUUUGAUGGAAUACCAGGAUCAAACGAAUCAGGAGAAGGAAUCCCACAUUCUUGUCUUUCAGCUUACUCGCGUAGCUGCUGAGGACAUCGCAAACCCGAAAAGACUCGACUUGGUGAUU